Spinacia oleracea (spinach) is the source of this 3665-nucleotide messenger RNA. Lineage: Eukaryota; Viridiplantae; Streptophyta; Magnoliopsida; Caryophyllales; Amaranthaceae. The record is from RefSeq and is a predicted model, not a curated record.
AGAAAGCGAAUAUUUGUAAAAAAUUCCUUCUUUCUCUUACCCUACAUUGUGCCACCUGUACCUUAGUCCCUGACUCCAUAACUGUCAAUCUCCUCCUCCUCCUCCUUUCUCUCUCCUUCCUACGCCACACUAUUUCUUCCAUCUUCUUCUCUUCCGAAUUUUUUAAAAAAAGUUCAACAAAUUUCACAGAUUUCGAUCGGGAAAAAAUGGCGGGAAACGACUGGAUUAACAGUUAUCUAGAAGCCAUUUUAGACGUCGGAGGUCAAGGUAUCGACGCUUCUACUGGAAAAACGUCGACUGCGCCGCCGUCGUUGCUUCUCCGUGAACGAGGUCAUUUUAGUCCUUCUCGUUAUUUUGUUGAAGAAGUUAUCUCUGGUUUUGAUGAGACCGAUCUUCAUCGCUCUUGGGUUCGCGCUGCAUCAACUCGCAGCCCUCAAGAGAGGAAUACACGGUUGGAAAAUCUGUGCUGGAGAAUAUGGAAUUUAGCACGCAAAAAGAAACAGAUUGAGGGAGAGGAAGCUCAGCGUCUGGCUAAACGCCAUGUGGAACGCGAAAGAGGUCGCAGAGAGGCUACUGCUGACAUGUCAGAAGACUUGUCCGAAGGAGAAAGGGGAGACACCGUUGCUGAUAUGUUAUUUGCUAGUGAAAGCACUAAAGGAAGAAUGCGUAGAAUAAGUUCAGUGGAAAUGAUGGACAAUUGGGCCAAUACCUUCAAAGAAAAGAAACUCUACGUUGUGUUGAUAAGCCUUCAUGGCUUGAUACGUGGUGAGAACAUGGAACUUGGUCGCGAUUCUGAUACAGGUGGUCAGGUAAAGUAUGUAGUAGAACUUGCCAGGGCGCUUGGAUCAAUGCCUGGAGUUUACCGCGUUGAUCUACUGACAAGACAGGUUUCAGCUCCAGGUGUAGAUUGGAGUUAUGGUGAACCUACUGAGAUGUUGUCUUCAAGAAAUUCUGAAAAUUCAACUGAGCAGCUUGGAGAGAGCAGCGGUGCUUACAUUAUCCGCAUACCAUUUGGGCCGAAGGACAAAUAUGUAGCAAAAGAGUUACUUUGGCCAUACAUUCCAGAGUUUGUUGAUGGUGCACUUAGUCACAUAAAACAAAUGUCCAAAGUUCUUGGUGAGCAAAUUGGUGGUGGGUUGCCUGUAUGGCCAGCUUCUGUCCAUGGGCAUUACGCUGAUGCUGGGGAUUCUGCAGCUCUUUUAUCCGGUGCUUUAAAUGUGCCGAUGGUUUUUACUGGUCAUUCUCUUGGACGAGAUAAGCUUGACCAGCUGCUGAAACAGGGGAGACUCUCUAGGGAAGAAGUUGAUGCAACAUACAAAAUAAUGCGGCGCAUAGAGGCUGAGGAGUUAUGUCUUGAUGCCUCUGAAAUAGUUAUCACAAGCACUAGACAGGAAAUAGAAGAGCAAUGGCAGCUCUAUCAUGGAUUUGAUCUAGUGCUAGAACGCAAACUAAGAGCUAGGAUGAGACGUGGUGUGAGCUGUCACGGUAGAUUUAUGCCCCGCAUGGCUAAAAUUCCUCCUGGCAUGGAAUUUAACCAUAUCGCUCCAGAAGAUGCUGAUAUGGACACAGAUAUUGAUGGACAUAAAGAAAGCAAUGCGAAUCCAGAUCCAGUUAUUUGGUCUGAGAUUAUGCGUUUUUUUUCAAAUGGGCGCAAGCCAAUGAUACUUGCCCUUGCUAGGCCAGAUCCAAAAAAGAACCUUACAACAUUAGUCAAGGCUUUUGGUGAAUGCCGGCCAUUGAGAGAACUCGCAAAUCUGACUUUGAUUAUUGGAAAUCGUGAUGAUAUUGAUGAAAUGUCUACCACAAGUUCAUCUGUCCUGAUCUCGAUCCUUAAAUUGAUUGACAAGUAUGAUCUGUAUGGUCAAGUGGCGUAUCCUAAGCACCACAAGCAGUCUGAUGUUCCUGAUAUUUAUCGCCUGGCAGCUAAAACAAAGGGUGUAUUCAUCAAUCCUGCGUUUAUUGAACCAUUUGGGCUGACUUUAAUUGAGGCUGCUGCUUAUGGUUUGCCUAUUGUUGCUACAAAGAAUGGAGGCCCUGUUGACAUAAUUGGGGUUCUGGACAAUGGGCUUCUCAUUGAUCCUCAUGAUCAGAAAUCUAUUGCUGAUGCUCUCUUGAAGCUUGUUGCUGAUAAACACCUAUGGACGAAGUGUAGACAGAAUGGGUUGAAGAACAUUCACCUCUUUUCGUGGCCAGAGCAUUGCAAAAAUUACUUGUCACGCAUAGCCAGUUGCAAACCUAGGCAACCAAAUUGGCAAAGGAUCGAUGAAGGAUCUGAAAAUUCAGAUACAGAUUCAGCUGGUGAUUCUUUGAGGGACAUUCAAGAUAUAUCUUUGAACUUAAAGCUUUCACUGGAUGCAGAGAGGACUGAAGGAGGCAACAGUUUUGAUGAUUCAUUAGAUUCCGAAGAAGCUAAUGCAAAGAGAAAAAUAGAGAAUGCAGUUGCGAAAUUGUCAAAGUCUAUGGAUAAAGCACAGGUUGAUGUUGGUAAUCUAAAGUUCCCAGCUAUUAGGAGGAGAAAGUGUAUUUUUGUCAUCGCUCUGGAUUGUGAUGUGACUUCAGAUCUCCUUCAAGUCAUUAAGACAGUUAUUUCUAUUGUCGGAGAGCAAAGACCAACAGGGUCAAUUGGAUUUAUACUCUCAACAUCAAUGACCUUAUCUGAAGUUGAUUCUCUUUUGGAUUCAGGAGGCUUGAGACCUGCAGAUUUUGAUGCUUUCAUUUGUAACAGUGGCAGUGAACUUUACUAUCCAUCUACGGACUAUUCAGAGUCUCCGUUUGUGCUAGAUCAAGACUAUUAUUCGCAUAUUGACUACCGUUGGGGAGGAGAAGGUUUGUGGAAGACUUUGGUGAAAUGGGCUGCUUCCGUGAACGAGAAAAAGGGAGAGAAUGCUCCAAAUAUUGUUAUUGCAGAUGAAACUAGCUCUACAACUCACUGCUAUGCAUUUAAAGUGAAUGAUUUCACUUUGGCACCCCCAGCUAAGGAGCUUAGGAAGAUGAUGAGAAUCCAGGCUCUACGUUGUCAUGCGAUAUAUUGCCAAAAUGGUACCAGGUUGAAUGUCAUUCCUGUUUUGGCUUCAAGAUCCCAAGCACUCAGAUACCUAUUUAUGCGUUGGGGAGUAGAGUUGUCAAAUUUCGUGGUUUUUGUUGGCGAAUCUGGAGAUACAGAUUAUGAAGGAUUGUUGGGUGGGGUUCACAAGACGGUGAUAUUAAAGGGCAUCGGAAGUAAUACUUCUAAUUUUCAUGCAACCAGAGCAUAUCCUAUGGAGCAUGUUAUGCCAGUUGACAGCCCCAACAUGUUCCAGACUGGAGGAUGUAACAUUGACGACAUAAGUGACGCCCUAAGCAAGAUUGGCUGUUUAAAAGCACAGAAGAGUCUUUAAGACAUUAUAGCGUUGCUGAUUUCGAGCCACCACAGUUUUUUUUUUUAAAUAUAAAUCUUCAUCAAUUGUCAUUACUCUUUAUAUACCUUGCUGGUCAUAUUUCUGCAGGAAAGUUUCGCUGGGAAUAGGUCAGUUGAAUGUUCUCUUCAACUUAAUUGUAUAUCUUGUUGCAUUAUUUUUUUAGUUUAGAUAGGGCUGGAAGCCGAAACAUAAAGGCAGUAAAAAGAGACUGGAAAAGUUUCUGUAAUCUGUACAAUCUGAAAAACAAUUUUUUUACAUGUUUUCAUA